CGACAACCGGUUGUUUGAGCGGUUUUGCCCUAAUGGUCGGCCACUCUGUAUGGCCUCUUAUGGUGACAGCUGAUGCCCAGGAGGUGAAAUAGAGGCAUCAUGACUGUGGACAUAGCCAUAGACUGGAAGGUCUACAGAACUUGUGAUCAGGGUGUAGCGGAAAAGAUCAGCAGCGCUCUUGACUGUGGCUUCAAGGUGAUAGCUUGCAUUGGCGAAUCAAAGCAGGACAGAGAGGCGGCGCAGCGGGAGCUCUUGCUCUACGGCCAGGCCUCGGUACUGACGGCCCGAGUGUCCAACUGGACCAACUUGGUUCUCGCUUAUGAACCCGUGUGGGCCACGGAGACGGGAGAGGUUCCGGAUCCAAAAGAGGUUAUUGAUGUUUUGACUCGUCUUCGGCUGUGGAUUAGUCUGGCCAAGAGCCAGGAGGUGGGCGACUCGCUGAGGAUCAUCUACGCUGGCAACCUCACCACUGACCUGCUCAACGGGCUCAGGAAUAAUACGGAUGGCUUUCUUUUCAAGUCAGAGCCUCUCCUCUUCUGCAGUAUUGGUUCGCAAAGGAUUGUGUCGAAAAACGGAGGAGGGGAAGUGAAAAAGGGAAAGGAUCAAGUGACAAAGGUUGAAAUAAAAAGGAAACUCUACGCGCUGCCUGGAGGUAGAACCAACAGAACCAGCAAAAAACUUAUUACCCUCGACGACAUCAGCCUUGCCCACCUUUUCUCCUACUUUUUGAAAUUUGCGGUUAGAUUAGAGGCAUCCAGAACCAAGAAUAAAGGACAAGCGGCUGACAAGCCAUCUGUUCUGAACGAUGAUGAUUGCGAGGAGGAAGAGACGGACGAGGACAACGAAGAUGACCGUGAUAUUUCCUCAUCUCCUGAGGAGCCUCAGUUGCCCAAAUACGACCCGAGACUGGACGAAUUGUUGAAACUGCGGGCGCAGCAACGACUUGAUCUUCUCCUCCACAUUUCAACUCAGUGCCAAAGAAAAGAAUCAACCGAUUGCAUAGUGCCGUUGUGCAGCGAGAUGAAAUACGUGUGGAGUCACAUGCAGAACUGUGAGGAGGCAGAGUGCCCCAUUCCCUUGUGUGAUAGAAUAGCCAAUAUCGUCAGUCACUGGUCCAAAUGCUAUCUGGAGGAGGACAGGGAGUGCCCUUUGUGCACCCCAGUCAAGGAGAGGCAGACCAGGAAAAAUCUGAAGGCUCGACGAAGACUUCCUCAGCGUCAGCAGCCUCCUAGUGCUAAUUCAGUGCCCAUUAUGGAUCCUCCGAGUCCCAGUAGCUCUAUUUCUAAUUCCCCAAAGCAACAUGCCGAAUCGUCAGUCCAAAGUUCCCCUGAAGUUGCCUCUAGUAAUAAGGAAAUGGACGCUGCGAAAAACCUUGACGAUAAAGUUGAAGGGAAAGAAAUUAAUGUGUCUGUGCGAAAAAAGCACAAGGGCAAAUCUAAGAAGAGAUCGCAAGGUUUCAACCGAAAACAGGGCAAAAAGUCUGGCCGAAAAUCAGGUGGACGGGGCCAAAAAUCGACUCAGAAAAGGGCUCAGACUCCUGAGGAGGAAGACGACGAUGACGAUGAUGAAAUCGAUUCGGAGAACGACGAUCCCAACAAGAGCAAAGACGAGGACGAAGAUGGAGGGCCGGACGAGCCCCAACCUAAAAGUCCACCUCCGCCUGUAAUGCAGUCAAAGGAGCAUGAACUGCUGCCUCAAGUACUGACUCCAACAAGACCGAAAAAUGAGACCAGGAGGCAAGCAAAGUCCAAGGUUUGGACCCUUUCGGACGGCUCGGAUGUGGAAGAAACCCUAGAGGAAGAGCUGGCAGCCAUAACCGUGGCUGUCAACAAUGUGAAACGAUUGGUCUACACUCUGUUGCUCAUCAGGACGACAGUCAGGUGCAAGGGCAACAAAGGCAGUCAGCUCGACGUUGAAGACUGUUGCAAGAAUGUGACUUGUCAGCCAAUGCAGGACGUGCUCAAUCACCUCAGAAUCUGCAGAAAGGGCGAGGAAUGUCUUGUGGCCUGUUGCUACAGCGCCAGGCAGGUCAUCUGCGGCUGGGAAUUCUGCCAGGAGUACUGCAGCGUGUGCAGCACGGUUCGCUGCAUCUGGAAGGACAUCGACAAAGUUCCUGCUCCUGUUUUCUCAGACUGUCGCAUUCCCGACGAAGAUCUACACAAACUUAUGACUGGUGAUUUGACUGUGAGUCUGCACAAGCAGUACGCGCACUUGGCCCAAAAGCAGCUGUCGAGCAAGAGGUCGUUGCACGUCAUGCACUAUGCAGGAAUUUUGCUGAGGAGGCAGCAGCUCCUCCACCAGAAGCAGCUGCAGCAGCAGGCCGAGGAGGAACACUCGCUCGAACUUCACGACCUGCAUGCCUACGACUGCAUCAUGCAGCUCAACAUGCAGCAGAAAUUGGAAUUGUUGCUCCAUGUGCACGAAUGUGCCUCUCCGCAAAUUCAGUGUGAUGUGGCGCUGUGUAGAGAGAUGAAGACUUUGUGGAGCCACGUGUGCACCUGCCAGAACGUCAAGUGCGCCGCCGUGUGCAUCACCAUUCGCGAAUUGAGUCUGCACUGGAACAUGUGCUGCAACAACAUCAGCGAGUGUCCUCUUUGCACGCCACUUGCACAAGCUCGAUUUGAGCAGCAGGAGGCGUGCUCGAGUCCCAGCAUCGACAGCACUUCGAAAGAGCACGAAAUGCGCUCGUUGAUCAGGAAAAUGCGCACCCUGCUGGCGGUUUUCCUUUGCAUCAGCGAGGAGAAGGAAGAUGACGUCUCGUACCGCAAACUUUAUGGUUCCUGCUGUGCCUAUCUGGGCUGCGAGGCUGCCAAAGAGGUGCUGCACCACUUGCGGACGUGCACCCUGCUGGAGAAAUGUGAGGUGGUCUGUUGCUACUCUUACCGGCAAAUAAUCUCUGGAUGGAAAUUCUGCGAGCCGACGUGCCGGAUUUGCACGCCGAUGCGCGAGCUCUGGGAGGUGAUUGAGCGGGUUCCGUCGCCGCUGUCGGUCGGCUGCGACUGCACCGAGGGAGAGGUGUAUCAGUACAUUGAGAACAGCAAGUGACCCAUCAACGGACAAUAAUCGGAAAAAAAUGGCAUCAUCUAACCUACUAUAGCACUCUACUGCUGAAUCAUUGCUGUGAACCGGUCUGUUUUGUUCUGUUUUUGUUACUCGCUUGCACUAUUAUUGUUGAUUGUCACGAGUGGAUGAACAAGAAAAUCAUACACAGUCUGAAUGAGAUUUCUCUAACAAUUGUCCAAAGGCUGGCCCUGUGUAAAUUUUGAUUUAUCUUUCUUUCCUCCCAAGCGCCACAAAAAUAGACCUUCGGAAUCCCUUCUGUUAAUUUAAUCAGAUCUGCCUACAAAGUCAUCCUUGAAAUUCAUGUAACCAAUAACAGGACGUGUGAGCGUGUAUAUAAGAUUUUACACUAAUUUUAUUUAUUUUCGGUGUAGAAAGUCUAUUUAUCUUUCGUAGGCUAAAACUGCAAUAUUUUGGAAAUUUAUUCAUCAGCUUUUCUUUUCGCAUGCAAUAAUUGUGGUGAAUUUUAUUUGUCGGAAGUCAAAAUUAUUAUAAUUAUGUACUUAUGAGUUUUACUUUAGUUUUCUGCAGGAGAACUUUGGUCUUUUUUACUUUUAUAUAAAUGCCACCGGUAUGCUUAGCGACUUUUGUUUUUGUCUGAUACGAACUUGUGUUUACGAACUAAAAGCCAAAAUUAAUUUGUGAUUAGAACCUUCAUAAUAAAUAAUGCGAUAACAUUUUAUUAUUCAUUUGAACGAAAUCGAGGGCGAAUGAGAAUUACUGCGUGUAGAUGUAAUUUAUAAAUCUUA
This is a messenger RNA of Neocloeon triangulifer, 3809 nucleotides long. RefSeq lists its product as uncharacterized. Gene Ontology annotation, biological process: positive regulation of transcription by RNA polymerase II. The coding region runs from base 100 to 3045 and encodes 981 amino acids. The transcript is spliced from 15 exons. Gene Ontology annotation, molecular function: histone acetyltransferase activity; triose-phosphate isomerase activity; chromatin DNA binding. The record is from RefSeq and is a predicted model, not a curated record. Gene Ontology annotation, cellular component: histone acetyltransferase complex; transcription regulator complex. Lineage: Eukaryota; Metazoa; Arthropoda; Insecta; Ephemeroptera; Baetidae.